Messenger RNA from Cimex lectularius (bed bug), 1087 nucleotides. RefSeq names its product inactive pancreatic lipase-related protein 1-like. The coding region runs from base 98 to 1075 and encodes 325 amino acids. Gene Ontology annotation, biological process: lipid metabolic process. Lineage: Eukaryota; Metazoa; Arthropoda; Insecta; Hemiptera; Cimicidae. The transcript has 7 exons. The record is from RefSeq and is a predicted model, not a curated record. Gene Ontology annotation, molecular function: lipase activity.
GUCAACCUGAGCCGAUGCGAUAUUAGCAUUGAUAGUUCGAUGCCCUUAAAUAAACCAGUUUCAAAAAGAAUGUUCUUAGUUUUCCACCGAUCCUGUCAUGGUAACAAUGGACGCUUUUGGUUUUAUACUGUUCUUUUUGCUCGGAUUCGGAGGAGCAUCUAGCGAGGAGAACGAUUUGAAUAACGAGACAGCCAAUUCGACAGAGUCAUUCGUCGAAAUAUCGUUUAUCGUUAAGAAAAAAGGGGGCAACGAAUUCCCGGUCAAAAUAACCAGCACUACCGAGUACUUGAAGAGCGUUUUUGACCCCGAGGCGAAGACGAAAUUCAUUGUACACGGAUGGCUCAGCAGCAAAACAUCCUACAUAGUUGAAAACACAGCACAACAGUAUGUUAAAUUCCAAGGAGGUAAUAUAGUUGGAGUCGAUUGGUCUCCGUUAGCAUCUUGGAAGAUGUACCCGAUAUCAGCGUAUCAAGUUGAUUACGUGGGAACAGCCAUCGCUGCUAUGGUGGACAGAUUGGUUGAAGAAAAGUUGACGACUCUCGACAAGGUCCACCUCAUAGGACACAGCCUCGGGGCACAUGCCAUGGGCAUCGCCGGGUCGAAGGUCAAAGGAGGCAAAGUCUCCAGAAUCACAGGGCUCGAUCCGGCCAACCCGGGCUUCGAGAAUGUAGUCUCGGAAACAGCUCGAUUGGACAAGGAAGACGCCGAGUUCGUAGAUGUCAUACAUACAGCGGCCGGGUAUGCAGGGUACUACUCGGCAAUCGGGCACGUGGACUUUUAUCCAAAUGGAGGAUCGUCCCCGCAGCCCGGUUGCUUUGAAUUGUCCGAUCUGUUUAAACUUGUUGGCUGUAGCCACAGUAGGUCUUACGAAUAUUUUGGUGAGAGCAUCGAACACCCAAAAGGCUUCAUAGCAGUCAAAUGCGAAUCAUGGGCAAAAUUCACGGAAGGUGCAUGCUCUAAGAAUACAAGAAGCUUCAUGGGAGACCCGACUUCGACGAGCACCCGUGGAGUCUACUAUCUGAAGACAAGUGAUAAAUUUCCAUAUGCACGAGGGAAAAAUGGAAUUAAGCCUUAACAUUCUCUUCUA